AUGGCAGACAGAGUCUUUAUGGAGGGUGCUGAGAAUCCUGCAUUCCAGGAGGACUCGGAAGAAGAGCUUGAAAUGAGAAGUGGUGGGCACGAUAGCACGCUUGCAGCUCAGAAGUGUGCGGGGCUGCAGGCCGCUGCUAUGGCACAAGGUAUGGUGACGUCUGAGCAUGCUGAGAAUGUUCACCCAGCAGCUGAGAAUGGAUGGAGAGAUCGAUGGAGGGCUGAGCUGUCGGAGAGGAGAGUGGAGGUCAUUCCUCAGUAUGUGGAGCAGCUGAAAGAGUGUGUUCAGAGAGACAUGAUCCCAGUUAGCAGACUCACAUCAGAGCAGGAAGAGCAUUCGGAGCGAGGGAAGACGGAGGAAAAGGUGUGGGCGAGGAAGCAGAGAGUAAUGUCGCUCUUAAGGGGAAAUUCAAAGAUUAGGCGCAUAGAUGAAGAAGAAGCCAUUCUGCAGGACAGACUCUAUGCUGUGUUCCAGCGGGCGGAAAAUCGCUUGCUGAAUUCUCUGCGUCAACACCAGGCUGAGGUCGUCAACCAAUAUGGUGAAAUUAUCGAAGAGACAGAAAACACAGAACCACUGGGCAUUGAAUCUGACCUCCACUGGCAGGUGGAAUGGAUACGGACCCCGGAGCCCAUAGAGGUGCUUGUUUUGUGUUUGAGGGCCGUGAGAGAGAAGCUGCCCAGAGGUCUGUACUCACUGAGCGUGUCUCUUCAGACUCAACUGGGCGGCCGCACGCUGCGCUGGUCCCGUCUGCAGGAGCAGCAGUGGGUUGGAAGAACAGAACCCAUGGAACACCAGGGCCGAUACUUUGACAUAGAGCUCAACAUUAACCAGAGCCUCUGCAUGGUAAGAAAACCCCAGCAAACUGCCCUCUUGAGACGCCCACAGCACUGCAGUUUAUUUAACCCUUACAACAAAAAAGCUAAUGUCUUGCCUGCAUCAUGUGAUCUGUUGCCAUCCAGUGUGUUAGUGUUCAGGCUGUUAUCUCUGCCCGGAGAUCACAGUUCUGUGAGUUCUGUAGUGGGCUGGGGUGCAUUUCCCGUCUGCGACUGCUCCUUCCAACUCUUCAAUGGAAAGUUCAAGACCCCUCUCUUGCGUGGCAGUCCGAACCCCUCACUCAACCAGUUCCGCAGAAUUGAGCAUCUGCUUUCCACUGACCUGGACAACUGGCUAUGCAACCUCUACUUCCAGGUGAAGAGACUCCCGCGGGGUAGCACUGGGGUGCCGGAGCGUAGCUUCACCCUGCAGAUCCCUUCUCACCCCCAGCUGAGCUCCAGCCAGGGGCUUCAUCCCCAUCCUGACACCUCCAUCCGCUCUUCUGCUUCUCUGCCAGGUAAGAGCCCCAGUGGACCUGUGCCGGCCUCUGAGCCCAGCAACCAGACAAACUGUCCCAUCGCUGAGAAAACCAAGGCUGAAAUUCAUAGCAAGAGCGGCAGGCAGAAGAAGAUAAUCGAGAAAAACAGUGAGGCGCUCAAACCUUUCCCUAAAGAUCAGCUAGACCAGUUCACCUUCUCUGUGAGAUCUCAGCACCACAACCAGCACAGGUCUGCCGCUGUGUGCUGUGGGACGGGUGAGAGAACACGUCUGGCAGUGUGUCUCCUCCCGUCACUGCUCGGUUUGUCCUGCCAUCCACGUCCUCAUCUGUCUCAGAUCAGUCUGACCAUUCUCCUGUUCAGCUUAAUGUGGUUUCCCCGUCUGUACCUUCAUUACUGCAGCCAGUGGCUCUUCCUGCAGGCUCAACACAUCCCCAUCAACAGAUUUUGGUUGGGUGCGCACACGGUGGAUCUGGUCUAUCAGGGUUCGCUGCUGUCUACCCUGGAGGAGGUUCUGCUGGUGCUGCUGGGCCCCCUGACCUUGAAUGCAGCUACGCUACUGCUGCUCCUGAUCAGAUGGGGCUGUCAGCUAACGUUUGGCUCACCGCCCUCCUUCCUGUCAAAGUUUAUCAUGGCUGCGGCGGUGUGGACAGUGCUGGACCCUCUGGCGGUCUUUUCUGUGGAUGCCGUCCUAGGGCGUCUGUCCUACAGUGCAGAGGAACCGUUAGCAGAUGCUGCUAAGCUGUACUGGCAUUUCUUUCGGACUGAGCAGUCGGGCACAGCAGGCAUCAUCAUCACACUCUUCUUGUACGGUGUCCACUGCAUCCUUUCCUUCACCUUCCUUUAUGUUUACUUCCUCAGACUUCACAAUGAUGGGAGACUAUUAGAUAUCUACCAGCGGCUCCACAGCACUGAGGGAGCAUUCUUUGUUCCACAUGACAUGGAGGUUUCCAACCAGGAGCUCAAUUACAUUGUAAAGAAGGCAGAGCAAUGGAGAGGCUUCAAUGGAGAGAGACGUAAGGUGGCAGUGUACGACUACAUCUGGACGGAGGAGGAGCCUGUGGUAGAAUUGGCACAACCUUCGGGCACGCCUAAUACCGGAUGUGAGACCAGCACCCAUGUAUCCAUCUACACCCUGCACUUGAGCGGCCUGCGCCAACAUCACAGACACUUCCUGAGACAACCUGAUGGAGCCAUUAUAGAGGUGAUGCAUGAUUCUGACAAUAAAGAGUUUCAGAGAUCAGAGGUGCACGGGGAACAUGGGAGGAUGAAGAAUGCAAUGCAUCUCAGAGAGAGGAAGAGGAGAAAACCUGCCUGGCGUGAGUUGCGAAUGGAUGUAUACUGAGAUGAACUGUUAAAUGAUCAUGAUGCAACAAGCUGUUAUUUGUUCGUAAGAUUGUCUUUGUUUAUGUAAAUGUGUGUUACAGGAUCACACAGGGUUGAGCCUCUUGGAGGAAGUGC
This is a messenger RNA of Carassius gibelio (silver crucian carp), 2771 nucleotides long. It is a transcript of the gene ofcc1, whose product is annotated as orofacial cleft 1 candidate 1. The transcript has 17 exons. Lineage: Eukaryota; Metazoa; Chordata; Actinopteri; Cypriniformes; Cyprinidae. Bases 1 to 2655 code for a protein of 884 amino acids. Gene Ontology annotation, cellular component: perinuclear region of cytoplasm. The record is from RefSeq and is a predicted model, not a curated record.